AUGACGAUCUCCAUCCAGCAAGCGUACAAGACGUUGGGCUUGGAGCGAGAUGCUACCCAGGACGAAGUAAAGAAAGCGUAUCGAAAGCUGGCACUGCAGUUCCACCCGGACAAGAAUCCGGAUCCAGCAGCCACGGCGAAGUUCCAGCAGCUCUCGGCUGCCUAUAAGCGGGUAGACGACUACUUGAAUCGAGGCUGUAAAGAUUCCUUUCACGAAUUUCUCGGAGACUUCAGCGAAUUGGACGAGGAGGAUUUUGAUUAUGAUGACGCAUUUGGGACACCGUCGAUGGAGGAGAUGCUCUUCAUGUUUGACAUGCUCUUCGGACUUCAGCCACAGGCGACAGGACGCAGCGGUGGCCAUGGUAAACGGAAGAAAGGCAAAGGAGGAGUACGCGUCAAUGUCCGACGCAAAGGCAAGCGUCAAAUGCCGCAUGCGCCUCCAGACUUCCCGUCGUAUAUCGACCAAGAGUUCAUGGAUAUGUUCGCACAAGGCAUGAUGUUCGAUGACGCAGACUCAGAGCUAGGGCGAGUUGAUGUCCAUGACGAGCAUUUUCGGGGCUCAGGCCUGGACUUUGAGUUGAAAGCCCAAAACAAUGAGGAGACGGAGGAAAAAUGCGCCCUGAUGAAGCAGAAUGAAGCUAGAUCUCAACAUGUCGAGCCUGAGAAAGCUCCCGUACCAGCACCUACGAUCGGGAGCAGAGUUUACAUACACGGGAAGCAUGCAGGGGUUGUCAAGUUCACGGGUCAGGUGCACUAUGCAAAGGGUGAAUUUGUAGGCGUCGCUCUGAGCUCACCAGUGGGGAAAAAUGACGGCUCUAUCAAAGGCGUGAGGUACUUUGAGUGCUCUCCUAGUCAUGGGCUCAUGGUGCGCCCCAACGAAGUCAUAUUAGCUGCAUGA
Messenger RNA from Phytophthora infestans T30-4, 897 nucleotides. RefSeq lists its product as uncharacterized. The transcript has 3 exons. Bases 1 to 897 code for a protein of 298 amino acids. The record is from RefSeq and is a predicted model, not a curated record. Lineage: Eukaryota; Oomycota; Peronosporomycetes; Peronosporales; Peronosporaceae.